AUGUCCUACCGCGCUCUCCACGAGCGGUACGACCUGCCACCGCCACCAGCGCGGAGCGGGUGGUCCCUCAACCGUCCCCACGACUGGCAGAGGGCAUGGCUGCCCGACUUUGAGACGUCUCCGCACCCGGUCGACCAGCUCCGUGUCUUCCUCACUGAGCUGGCCACGCCCAGCCUGAGCCGGAGAGACUGCAUCCAACUCCGGGUGCUGUCGUGCUUCAACUUUGUCGUCUGCAUCGCCCUGCUCGGCGUCGUCGUCCACCGGAUCCGCCACCGUGCCAUCUGGCUCGUCCGCCUGGUCCGACGCUCCAACGGCACCCUGGUCGUCCCCAACGCCAUCCCCAUGCUCACCAUCUUCACCGGCUGCUGCUACCUGGCAACGUUGGUCGCUUGCAACUCGACGCUCGUCAUGUCGAGCGAGCGGUCCGUUCCCUGGGCCAACCUGCCGCUAUGGCUCAUACUCUCCUGGUACCCGCUCGGCCUCGGAGCCUACUACGCCAUUGUCGCAUCCGCCCUCGCCCGUCCCGACGCCCUGCGCUCGCUCUCGCCCCAACCCAACGUGCCGCCUUCCCUGGCGCUGCGCAUGGGCAUCACGCCGGCCGUCGUCAACGUGGUCCUCCUCGUCCUGCCCCUGCUCCAAGUCGCCGCAGUCCUCAUCCCGGGCUGCAUCGCGAAUCGGCGGUUCCAGCUCUCUGCGGCGGCCUUUGAACGCUGGAAGCGCGACUGGGACGGCGCCACAGAGCUCGACCAUGACAUGCUCCUCGCGGCCCAGCACAUCUGGUAUACGAUGCUCUCAGCCGCCCCGCCUCUGGCGGUGGGCACCCUGCUCUGGGGCAUCACAGGGUUCUUGCUCGCCUUCGCCGAGGUGUUUGCCAGCGGGGCGCUGCUACUGCUGGUACGCAGGCAGAUCAAGAUCCUCCGCGGCUUCAAACGCAAGGAGGUCGCGGCCCAGCAAGAGGCGGCCCAGGCAGCGUCGGUGGAGCGAAGCAAGAAGCGGCAAAGCGGCGUCCGGCCUGGCAACACCUUUGUCGGAUUCGAUGCGCUUCCGAUCGAUCAGGCCAUCGCUGGCGGAUCUGGACCGCCGAAACGAAAGGCCAGCCACGACAAGACGCUCGGCCACUGGGUGUGGAUGCGUUGGCGACGGUGGCGCAAGGGCGGCAGCGCCGACGAUGCCGACCUGGACGACCAGUUCCAGGUGACGUCGCAGGUGAUCUCGGCCGGCUUCAUCGUCGACGAGGCCGAAGCGGCAGGCGACGAGGGCGCCCACACUCCGGCACAGGGUCAGCUGGCGCCCGCCACCAAGCCGGCGACGUUCCAGCGUCGACGCGCGGACGACGGCUCGCCGGCGGCGGGCCUGUUCCCCGCGGUGCGUCCGAGCCGGAUCCAGCGCGCGCCCAAGUCGACGUCGAAGCGCGGGCGGCGCGGCCAGCGACACUACCUGGAGCGCUUCCUCCUCGACCACCUGAUCCACUGCGCGGGCAUCACGACGGGCUGCCUCGCCUACACGGUCAUUGCCAUCCACAAUGCCCUGGCCAUGUGGGACUCGGUCGAGGCCAACAACUUCGGCGCUGUGACCAGCUUCGCCAUGCUCGGCGGCUCGUACACGGCCUUUAUCACGGGCGUCAUCAUUAUCGCAUUCACCCUCGGACGCCUCUACGAACCGAUCCGCGCCAACCUGGCCGCGCGCGCACCCACCAUCCGCUUCCUUCGCAGCGUCCACGGCGGCCAAGGUGACGGGGCCGGCCAAGGGGACGUGGAGGGCGGCGGCGGCAACGGCGGCGCCGACAAGAUCGAGUCGAAGCGCACUGACGCGCGCGGCGUUCGGCGGAUGAGCACGCAUUCGGCGCUGCAGAAGCACUCGGGCAGCCCGCGCAGUCCGAGCUGCAUCGAGUCGCUCGUCGGCCUCGGGAGCGUGCACAACGCCAACGUCCACGUCCUCCUCGCGCUCCGGUCCCGGGACGAGAUCGCAGAGACCGACGGGGUCCACCUCGACGACAUGGGCCAAACCUCCGACGAGGCCGACGACGACGACGACGACGAUGAGGAUGGCGAGACCAUCAGCAGUCCGGAGGAGUUUGUCAAGUCGCGGCAGAGCUCAAAGAGGCCCAGCAGCCGUACGCUGUACUUUGGCUGUCCCGAGGAAAAGGGCGGAUCGAGGUCUUCCUCGCGCGAUGGCGACGACGUUGGUCACAUCGGCAUCGAUGCUCGAGGAUGCGAUGUUGCUGGCCCGCAAGGAACGGACGGAAGAGUCGGCUCGCCGGGCACCUCUCCCUCAUCCUGGUCGCAAAAGGGCGGAAUCGUGGUGCAGGACACGGUCACCUACACGCACCAAGGCGUCGAGCCCGAUCCGGUUUUGGGCACGGUCGAACUCGAGUACGGUCACGGCGCGCACACGGCGGCGCCCGCGAUGCCCGCCCCCAUCUACGACGGCGGAGGGGGUAGGUCGAACCCCGUGCUGCCCAACGAUGGCGGACCGGACUCGUUCCUCCUUCGUCCUUGGGUCGAUGCCCCGCCCGAUCGUUCCUCUAGAAGCGUCGAUGGUGGUCGAAGCCUCACCGACUUCCUCCCGUGUCCAUCCACACUCCCCUCCGACACCGCCACCGCCACCGCCACCGUCGAUGACGACGACCCGUCCCGACCAAGAGCGGCGCGACACCGUCCCUCUGCCGAUCAUUCCCUCACCGCAUCCAGCGAUUCGUUCUUCUAG
This is a messenger RNA of Pseudozyma flocculosa PF-1, 2706 nucleotides long. RefSeq lists its product as uncharacterized. The transcript has 2 exons. The record is from RefSeq and is a predicted model, not a curated record. Lineage: Eukaryota; Fungi; Basidiomycota; Ustilaginomycetes; Ustilaginales; Ustilaginaceae. Bases 1 to 2706 code for a protein of 901 amino acids.